GCACAGUAGAUGGCGGACUACGCACAUUGAAGUUGGCUGCGAUCCGCCAAUCAAAUAUAACAACUUUAAAGAAGAAGACAUGAACCGACAAGAUUCCUGGAGGUUCCAACGUUCUCCUCUCAGCAAAAAACAACAACACAUAAGCCUGUAGCAGUAAUGAUUCAAAGUGAUUAUAGAGAGUGGAAAUUUAUGAACUUAUACGUUACUGAUAUUGGAUCAACUCUCUCUGAAAAACAUGGAGUGACAUCUGUGCUGUUAACAGAAAGAGGUUUGUCUUCCCGUCAUGGAAAGGAUAAAGCAGCCCAGUGGACAAGGACCCCCCAGGUACGCCUUCAUGGUGCGAGGCGAGAGGUGCGAGGCUUCUGCCCUGGGGCCGACCUGGAGGGAGAUGAUGGCGAAAUGACACAGACGAGGACACAGAAACGGAGCGCCAGAACGAUGAGCGUUCAAGAGAGGUCAAACGUCAACCCUCAGGGUUUUGAGUCAGAGAUGAAGGAAAUCAACCCGUUGACGAGGCAAAGGGGGAAACGACAAACAAGACAAACUCGACCAAAGUUCAUAGGAGAAGAGGAAGAUGUUGACAGUCAAGCGACAGACCUUGAAAAGACCUCAAGCACAAACAAAAGAUAUGUUGUUCCGAACCAGGAUGAAGAGACUAUGUAUACUGAAACCCAGUGGAGAUCAAGGAUCAGGACAGCUGACAAGAGCUGCAACACUCCUUCGGAAUGGCUCACGUCUGAAAGGGGUGGCUUGUUGAACGCACCACAGAGUGUCUUGGCGGUUGAACUGAAGAGCUCAUAUACGGAAAGGAGUGACUCGCCAGAAGAAGUGAUGUCAGAGGAAGAGACAGAACAGGACCCUUUUCCUGCAAAGAGGAAGAAAGGCUCAAAAAGGACGAGCAAGAAGACAGUACAACUGGAUCCGGAUGUUCAUUUGGAAAACGAUGAUUCGAAAAAGGAUUCAAAUAGGAAGAGAAAGACCCGAGUGAAAACGACCCACACGUGUAGCUUCUGUGAGAAGGUUCUGGCGUGUAAGGCCGCUUUAGACCGACACGUCCUCAGUCACUCGAGUGCGAGGCCGUUCCACUGCGACGAGUGUGGGAAGAACUACAGGAGCAAAAUGACGCUCAAGAUCCACCAGCAGAACCACACGGGGAAGAUGGACUUCAUCUGCGACGACUGCGGGAAGCAGUUCACCCACAUGACCUACCUCAGGCGCCAUAUCUACAGCCACAACAACAAGGAACUGAGGCCACACCACUGUCUGGACUGUGGGAAACACUUCAUCCAGAAAUCCCACCUGGAACGCCACCAACUCAUCCACAGCGGCACGAAGCCCUUCAUCUGUCGGCACUGCGACGCCGCCUUCAACCGGCCCGAGGGCCUCCGCCAGCACCUGAUGGAGCACGCGCCCGCGGGGGAGGAGGGCGGCCGGCCGGCGCACAAGCACCAGUGCCUGGUGUGCAGGAAGACCUUCGCCACGUUCAAGUUCUUGCGGGACCACAUCAAGAGCCACACGGGCGAGCGGCUGCACAGCUGCCUUCACUGCUCCCGGGCGUUCGCCCUGCGCUGGCGGCACGACAAGCACGUCCGCUCGCACGCACAGGAAGGAGCGCCCUCGCAAACAGGUCCGGCCCUCGAGCCGGCCCCCUGAGCCGGGCCCCUGAGCGACCACAUAGGACGUGAAAGCACAGAGUGGCCUUUUACAAGCAGAGAAUAGACCUGCAGGUUUACAUGUAACUCAUUUAUUCAUUUAGAAGACACUUUUAUCCAAAGCGACUUAAGAGAAAGAGCUUUACAAAAAGUGCAUAG
This is a messenger RNA of Hypomesus transpacificus, 1811 nucleotides long. Its product is annotated as zinc finger protein 26-like. Gene Ontology annotation, molecular function: RNA polymerase II cis-regulatory region sequence-specific DNA binding; DNA-binding transcription activator activity, RNA polymerase II-specific. Bases 157 to 1653 code for a protein of 498 amino acids. Gene Ontology annotation, cellular component: nucleus. Gene Ontology annotation, biological process: regulation of transcription by RNA polymerase II. The transcript has 2 exons. The record is from RefSeq and is a predicted model, not a curated record. Lineage: Eukaryota; Metazoa; Chordata; Actinopteri; Osmeriformes; Osmeridae.